This is a messenger RNA of Prosopis cineraria, 1365 nucleotides long. Its product is annotated as zingipain-2-like. Bases 44 to 1189 code for a protein of 381 amino acids. NCBI's taxonomy places the organism in Eukaryota, Viridiplantae, Streptophyta, Magnoliopsida, Fabales, Fabaceae. The transcript has 4 exons. The record is from RefSeq and is a predicted model, not a curated record. Gene Ontology annotation, cellular component: lysosome. Gene Ontology annotation, molecular function: cysteine-type endopeptidase activity.
CAGUUCCAAAUGCCUCAUCACUAAACAUAAGGGACGCGUCUAUAUGACUACCUUGCUUAUGUCGAGAAAAUUAAGGAUGGCGAGUUUCCUUAUGACUAACUUGCUCUUGCCUUGCUUCCUCUGUGCUUCACUCCUAUGUCUCUCUUCUUCCAUCCCCACUAGCUUCUCCAUACUUGGCGACAGUGAAAGCCUUCGAAAGUUCACUUCAGAGGAACAAGUCAAUGGACUUUUCCGACUGUGGCAGAAGCAACACCGACGGGUUUACCCAAACCCACGAGAAGAAGCAAAGAGAUUCCUGAUUUUCCAAAGCAAUUUGAAGCAUAUCAAUGAGAUCAAUGAAAAGAGAGUAUGUCCCUCGCAAUCUCGCCUGGGUCUGAACAAAUUUGCAGAUUUAAGCCCCGAGGAGUUCAAGGAAGUCUACUUGCAUAAUAUAAACAUGCCGGCCAACACUGUUAUGGCCAAGUUCAAGAAGGACGAUUCCUGUGAUCACAACGUGCCUGAUUCUCUGGAUUGGAGAAAAAAGAAGGCCGUCACUCCAGUCAAAGACCAAGGAGACUGUGAAAGCCAUUGGGCAUUCUCAGUGGUGGGAGCCAUAGAAGGAAUAAAUGCAAUACAUACAAACGAGCUGAUCGAACUUUCAGCUCAACAACUGGUGGACUGUGACCCAGCAAGCCAUGGGUGCGCGGGAGGAUUUUACUUCAAUGCAUUUGGUUGGGUUAUAGAUAAUGGCGGGAUAGAUACAGAAGCUGAUUAUCCUUACAUAGCUACAAACGGAACUUGCCAGAAUGGAACCAAAGCUGUGAGCAUCAGUGACCUGUCAAUUGUUGUAUCUGGCACAGACGACGCAGUCUUGUGCGCUGUUGCUCAGCAGCCUGCCACCACCAGUGUGAAUGCCGUCGAUUUCCAGUUUUACACCAGUGGAAUCUAUGGGGGUGAUAACUGCGACAAGAACUCGACUACAACAACAUUAGUGGUGCUGAUAGUAGGAUACGGAACAGAGAACGGGGAAGAUUACUGGAUAGUGAAGAACACGUGGGGAAAAGAUUGGGGAGAAGAUGGAUACAUAAGGAUAAAGAGGAACGCUGGGUGGCCUUAUGGGGUAUGUGGCAUUAAUUUUGCUGUUGGUUGCCCAACGCAAGGUGCUUCAUCAUCAUCUUCCACUUCCUUUGGUGGCGUCUUCCAGGCCUAGAUGAAUUAUUCCUGUGCUGCUGUAUCAUGUACUUCCAUAGUUAAGUUUCCUCUCUCGCGUAUAAUUAAAUAAUGGAUCGGCUCCAUGGUACGUGCUUGUGCUUGUGAGCAAUUAUGUGCUUCGCGUGUCGGUGGCGCUUAAACUUAAUAGUGAAUAAUUAUUGAUGUUGUGUCAUA